Molecule: messenger RNA, 18874 nt
Organism: Penaeus indicus
Lineage: Eukaryota; Metazoa; Arthropoda; Malacostraca; Decapoda; Penaeidae
Product: MAM and LDL-receptor class A domain-containing protein 1-like
Exons: 117
Coding region: 116-18874 (6252 amino acids)
Cellular component (GO): membrane
Source: RefSeq, a predicted model, not a curated record
AUAUUUUGCUAUUGUUUAUUUUGAUUAUUAUGCUGAGUGAGAGUCUGUCUGUACCUCCAUUUUUCCUUACGAGUCUUGUUCUAACGCUCAGUAUCAGUGGAGUUCGGUGGAAGCGAUGCCUUCCCGACUCAACCUCACCCUCCGAGCCAUCCUGGGCAUCCUCCAGGACAACAGAACUACGUACCACGCUGUAGACGACGUGGCAGUGUUCGCGGGGGAGUGUCCGACCGUCCUCACCACGUGCACGUUCGAGGGCGGGGACACGUGCGGCUGGUCCAACACCAACAUAAACGACGACUUGGACUGGCUGGUGUUCGCUGGUCCUUCGCCUAGCUCUCCUGACGCAGGCCCGCCCUUCGACUACACACUCGGGGACAGCGACCCCCUCGGAGGACACUACCUUGUGGCCGACUCCGACGAGGCCGAGGGACAACGCAUGGCCGCCCUCCGCUCGCACCUCCUCCCUGGCCUCGGCGCCUACUGCCUCUCCUUCUACUACUUCAUGAAGGGCUCGCACGUCGGCCGCUUGGAAGUCAGGACGUGGAACAUCGUCGGCGGCGUGUCCGGGAGCGAAAGGAUCGUGUGGUCUCUCUUCGGCUCCAGAGGUGAAACGUGGCAGUACGGGUCCGUUGGCAUAACAUCCGAGGAGGACUUCUGGGUCGAUUUCCAAGGGAAUGUGCUUAUGGCCGGCGGAGGCGACAUCGGCCUGGAUGACAUCACCGUCACCAAGGAAGCGUGCGGAGUGCAGCCUCCUGAAGCUGCGGUGUAUCCCUCUGAGGCGCCAGAGACAGAACCCCCGGUCAUAACGGAGUGGAGUUGCGACUUCGAGGACGAUGGCGACUGGCUGUGCGGCAUGAAAGAGGUCGCAGAAGGGUGGCAGGUCAAGGCAGGCUGGGACGCGGCCGAAGGGACCAACCCGCCGCUCGACCACACGACGUCUUCUGGUGAUGGCCACAUGCUGUACCUACCUGGCUCUAAAACCACACAUGCCAAGCUAGAGACGCCUUCCCUUGGAUUUCCCGGCGACAGCGAAGCCUCCUGCCUCUCGCUGUGGUACCGUAUUCCCACUGCCGACGCUGGGACACUGAAGGCAUUCAUGAAGGACUUCAAUAAAGAAGACGACAUCCCAGUUCUACUGUUGGACGGGCGAUGGGGGUCGAAGGAUUGGCUCUAUGCCCAGACCUGGCUCAACCCAACGACCUCAGGACAGUUCGAGGUUCGCUUGCGCGGAGAACCCGGAGGAGCCGAGAACGCCGGAAUAGCUGUCGAUGACGUCAGGAUAACAGCGGGGGCGUGUCCAUGGUUGCGACAGUGUGACUUCCAGGACUCCACUUGCCUGUGGGAAGUGGAGGCCCAGGAUGACAGCUUCCGAUGGACAGUCUCGACGGGGCAGGACAGUCAUGGGCCUAAAAAUGAUCAUACCUUCAACGAGAACUCAGGAGGUUAUCUAACGGUCUACACCAACGGGACGACGCCGGGAGUUUCCAGCACACUCAAGAGCGUCACUCUGCCCCCCUCAACCACCUGCCUCAAAUUCUGGUGGGCCAUCAGUGGACCUGGUGUUGGGACGCUACAGAUCCUGCUAAAAGGCGUAUCAUGGGAUUCCUGGAAGGUCGUUUGGAGUCAGGAUAACCCAACCGACGACGACGCUGAAGCCCAGGGAGAGUGGCACCCUGGCAGUGUCCCUUACAACCACACUGACUCGGGCAUUGUCCUGGCGUUCCAUGUGAUCAACCACAAAGAGAACUCUGGUUGGAUAGCUCUGGAUGAUGUGGCUGGUCACGAGGGCACGUGUGAGGUGAUUCCUCCCGAGGCUGAGAUACAGAAUCCCGUCGACCCGACCACCGCCACUCAAGGUCCGACGCUGGAGCCCGUCGAUACUUGGAGUUGUACCUUCAAGGAUGACCUCUGUGACCUCGUCCCCUUGGAAGGCUACGCGGGCAAGUGGGAACGUGGAAACACACUGGAUAAAGUCCCUGAUGCUGAAGAUAACUGGUACAUGACCCUGUCUCCGGAUACACACGCCCGCGAACGCGCAGCCAUCGUCCUCGAAGCAGAGAAGGGCAUCAACGUGGAAGGAAUCAUCGCCCUCGACGAGCUGAUCCUCCACGGGGCCUCCUGCAGCGUCAUCGGGCCCACGGACGCCCCGGACACGAGGAUGAUGUGUGACUUCGAGGAGGAUCUGUGUGGGUUCAAGUUGGAGGACGAGCAUGGCAAGUGGAUAUGGACGUAUCCGCACAACCCUGACAACGAUUUCCCUCACCCGACCAAGGAUCAUACUUAUUACACAGGAUACGGGCACUACCUCGCCGCGCCCUUGGAAGACGACCGCGAGGGCGUGGUGGGGCGCGUGGUGAGUCCCGAAUACAGCCUGGAGAGACACGAAGGGCAGUGCCUCGUCUUCUGGUACGUCCACAACGGGAACACAAACAGGGACGUCCUUGAAGUCUAUGUCAAGCACGGACUGGACCUCUUCCCUCAGGCUGCGUGGAAAGAGAAUGCGAACCACAAGUACACAUGGAUGCAGGCCAACAUCGCCAUCCCUUCCGGCCGAAACCAGUUUAGCGUGACCUGGAGAGCCGUGCAAAAGAAGAGGGACAACCAGGGCGUCUUUGCGCUCGACGACGUGGAGAUCCUGGAGAAGGAGUGUCCAAACAUAGGUACCUGCACCUUCCAGUGGGGGACGUGUGGAUGGCAGAACCUUUACCAGACAGAGAACAAGACAGACGAAACGGACUGGAUUCAGGGCUCGGGGGAGGACGGUCUGAACGGGAUGACGCCUCCGAGUGACCACAACGGAGAUACUGAAAGGAGAUUCCUCUAUGUGGAUAGCGCGAACGGCAUAACGGGAACAGCUGUGUUAGAGAGUCAGCUGUUGACGCCCGAACAACACAGCGAUUUCUGCUUCUCCUUCUGGUUCUUCAUCGAUGGAGUGCCAGCCGACGAGAUCAGCAUCAGCUCCGUGGUGUCCGACGGCACCGAGAAAGUCCUCUGGCUCUAUGAUGGUGCCAGUCAGGGAUGGACGAAGGGCCAAGUGAGGGUCAACGCUGCCCUAUUCAUCUUCGACGAACUUCCUUACCAGGUGUACAUCCGGGGGCGCAGAACCACGACAGCGUCCGUUCUCGCCCUGGACGAUUUCUCCUUCAAGAGGGAGCUCGAGUGCCACACUCUCCCCCCUCCCUCACCCUCCACAACCCCGCCCACGAAUGCGCUCUGGGCUUGCACCUUCGCCCAAGAGGACUACUGUGGGAUGACGUUCUCUGGGGCUGGCGUGUGGGACUUCCACAAGGACGAGUCGGCUCUGGAUCACGGCGCAGAUUCCUCUACCUUGGUGCUAGAGGCGGACCCGGGGAAGGGGAGUCGCGGUGCCCUGCCGACGCUAGCGGCAGUGGAAGGCCCUCGGUGCUUCACCUUCUGGUACCAGAUCAACGGCGCUGAUGCUGGAGAACUGUCGGUUGUUGUUACACUAAGCGAAGGCAAAGAGGAGGGUCUGUGGACGCGUGGCUGGCCUCAGGUGGCGUGGGCACUCGCCUCCGUGGACAUUCCAGUCGAUGGCUCCUCGAAGGUGGAAAUCGUCGGUCUGAUGGGCGACAACUCCGAAGCAACUAUAGCGAUUGACGACCUUAUGAUCCUAGAACACUCUUGCGAUACGGGGCCGACAGAUGGACCUGCAGCUGGUAACUGUGACUUCGAAGAGAGCUCCCUCUGCGGCUACACUUCGGAUGCGGGUCUUGGCGACUGGAAGUGGAUAUCUCCCAACACAGACUCCAGUGACGGGGUUCCUCAUCCGCCCGUGGAUCAUACUUACAACACAGGCUAUGGUCACUACAUGGAAGCGUCGCUGGUGCCAUCGGAAACAGAAGGACUCGUAGGACGCUUGAAAGCCCCGGAGUUCACGCAGCCUGAGGACCUCCAACAAUGCGCUUCUUUCUGGUACAUCCACAACGGCGGCUCCAACCUCGACAAGCUCUUGGUCUACGCCAACCGAUCCGGAGACGUUGGCAUGCCUUUGUGGAAGGAGACAGCGGGGUACAUCAACACGUGGCUCUCAGCGUCGGUGCCAGUGCCAUCGGGAGCCUUGCCGGUGCAGAUGAUAUGGGAAGCUUGGCAGGACAAACGCGAAGAGCAUUCCUCCAUUGCUGUUGAUGACGUCAUCAUCAAAAAUGAAGCUUGUGGAGCCAUUGGCUCGUGCGACUUCGAGAAGAGCACCUGCGGUUGGCAGAACGUCGUGGACGAGGGCGUGGGAUCAGGCAAACCGGAGUGGGUUCGAGGCGCGGGCGUGGAGGGGAACUCGGAUGCGCCGUUGGUGGACCACGAUGGCAGUGCGCUCGGAAUGUUUCUCUACGUCGGGUCUACCACGUUUGGCACUGGUCUGGCACUGCUGGAGAGUCAGAUGUUGAUUCCGGAACAGCACAAUAAUCUCUGCUUCCACUUCUGGUGGUUCCUUGAGGGCUUCGACGUGGAAGACUCGAUCUGGAUCCGCCUGUGGAAGGACGACGGCCACAACUCCGAGAUCUGGAGGCAGAGGGCGGACUCCUUCGGCGGCGAGUGGCAGGAGGGUCAGGUCCACAUCAAGGCAGACGGCGUCUUCGAGCCAGGGGCGUACCAGAUACGCAUCGGCGGCAUGCGAGCCACCGAGCUGUCGACUAUCGCCAUCGACGACUUCGACAUGACCCAGUUCUCGGGCUCCUGCGACGCCUUACCCCCCGAUCACGUGACUCCGGCUCCUACCGACACCCCGAGCUUGUGGGAAUGCGACUUCGAAAACGACCACCUCUGCAGCAUGUUUGGGACGGGCGAGGCGGUUUGGGUGGUGCUGACGUCAGAUACUAUAGACCACGGUGACGGAGAGCAUUGCAUCUCGCUGCUCGGGACCAAAGGGGAGGAGGGGCGAAGGAGGUUCCCCAAGCUGACCCCCCAGGACGGCCCUCGGUGCCUCACCUUCUGGCACUUCCUCAACGGGGCCGAGAGUGGCGAGCUCUCCAUUAUCGUCACCACCAACGACGUCGAGGAAAAGAUCUGGGUGAGGUCCCUGCCUGAUCCCGGAUGGACGUUCGCCUCAGUCAACGUACCCAUCGACGACUCCUCUCAGAUUGAUUUAGCAGGCAUCAAAGCCGGUAAUUCGAUGGCGUCUAUGCUAGUGGACGACAUGGCUAUCCUUCAGAAAUCGUGUGAGGCAGAUGCUGUCAGAGAAUGCGGCUUCGAAGAGAGCGACAUCUGUGGCUACACCAGUGAACCAGGACUCGGGAAUUGGACGCGGGUGUCGCCCCACGACGGCGACAACAGCCUUGCUCCUCACACGCCCGUCGAUCAUACCUACAACACUGAAUAUGGCCACUACAUGGAGGCGGCGCUGGUCCCAUCCCACAAGGACGAUCUGGUCGGACGUCUGAAGAGCCCCGAGAUCUCGCAGCCGGUGGACGUCCAGCAGUGCGCCACCUUCUGGUACGUCCACAACGGCGCGACGUUUUUGGACAAGCUCAUUGUCUACGGCGUUCUCAACGGGGACUACGGCAGGCCGCUGUGGAAGGAAAAGGCAAGCUACAUCGACACGUGGUUGUCAGCGUCGGUGCCAGUGCCAACAGGGCCGCCGACCGUGCAGAUGGUGUGGGAGGCCUGGCAGGGCAAGAGGAACGACCACUCCACCAUGGCCAUUGAUGACGUCUCGAUCACCAUGCAGCCCUGCGACGCCAUCGGAACGUGCGACUUCGAGACGAGCACAUGCGGCUGGCAGAACGUGGUGUCGGGGGACAACCGCACGGACGAGUCGGACUGGGUGCGCGGGUCGGGCCGGACGGGCAUCGAUCUCGACAACCCCGACGCGGAUCACAAUGGAGAUGUCAAUGCCACGUACCUUUACGUAGACACAGCAUUCGAUGGCACCGGAAUGGCACUGUUGGAGAGCCAGAUGCUCCAGCCUGAACAACACAACAACCUUUGCUUCCACUUCUGGUUCUUCAUCCAGGGCGAGGAAGAGGACAACAUAUGGAUUGAACUGCAGAAGGAGGACGACAAUAAACAUGAGGUCUGGAAUGCAGACGGCCAGAGCGACAAGGUUGGAAAAUGGAAGGAAGGACAAAUACACAUCAAGGCAGAUAAUCUAUUCACCCCUGCGCCAUAUCAGAUCUUCAUCGUCGGUUUCCGCAAGUCCAAAUACGCCAAAAUAGCUGUCGACGACUUCGUCAUGACCAAAUUCGACGGAAACUGUUCAGUGUUGCCAACUCAUAACGAGGAUAUUUCUUGUGACUUCUCGGAAGAUCAGUGUGGCUGGACAAACGAUCCGGAAAACCAGAUUGAUUGGAAAUACAAUGCCGCGGCCCACGAGAUGUGGCUCGACCCGGCGGACGUGGGAGACAACUACAGGGUCGGCCGCUUCAGGAGUCCCGUCGUGGAGGUGGACGAAGGAGAUGCCCUUUGCUUCACCAUGACCUGGAAGAAGGAGGACCAGGUCGACGCCUCGCUCUCCGUCAAGCUUUAUAGCGAGAGCUUCAUCGAGGAGGAGACCCUGAUGACGGUCCAUGACGGCUUUUCGGGCGAGUACAGGAACACAAGCGUCGAGGUCACGAAGGCGGGGAAACACCACAUCGUCAUCACGGGUCUGGUGAGUCCGCGCUGGGAGGGCGUCAUGAGCUUCAGUGACGUCUCCGUGACCGACUCGCCUUGUUCGGAAGUCGUGGUUUCAGGAGGACUCUCUUGCGACUUCGAAAACCCUCAACAAUGCGGCUUCCACACCUCCCUUCCCGGAGACACAGCGAAAUGGACUUGGGGUUCCGGUACCCCUUCUCUGGACCACACCCUCGAUGCUAUGGAUGGUCACAGCAUGUUCGUCUCCGUGAAUGAAGUAGGCAGUAACAAAAUAACACAUUUAGUUACUCCGUCUAUCGUGCCCACCGAUGAGUACGUGUGCAUUACCUUCUGGAUAUACAUACAAGGCGCCCAGUCCUCUAGGCUUACGAUGUACAUAGAGCAAGGGGGACUCAACAGCCUCCCGCUCUGGACGAAAGAAAAGUCCUUCGGCACGGAAUGGCGCGGCGCCAGAGCCAGCAGCUGGGUCGAUGUUUCUCAGAACUUUACGGUGGUCUUCGAAUUACUCACGGACACGGAGAUCAUCUUCGAGAACGUGGCAGUGGACGACGUGGUGAUCACCCCAGGGAGUUGCCCGGAACCCGUGACUUGCAACUUCGACCACGACCUCUGCCUGUGGACGCAAGGACACUUGGACAUGAUUAACUGGAGGCUUGUUGACAGUCAGGGUGCUCUUCAUGACCAUACGUCUGGCAACGGUUAUUUCCUGGCCCUGAAGACAGGACCUCCGGUAGCUCCUGGGGACACUGCGGUGCUGGAAUCCGAGCCUGUCAGGAUCUCGGGCGUCGCCUGCCUCUCCUUCUGGUACAACAUGUGGGGCUCGGGUAUUGAGCACCUGAAUAUCCAACGCCAAGAUGGCGAAGCUAAACUCGCGUCGCUGUGGAAGCUGGAAGGAGCGCGGACCCAGAACGAAACGGAGUGGCAGUACGCGAGCUUACCUGUCUACGGCAGCUCGAACGAAUUUUUGCUGAGGCUCCAGGCUGUCUUGUCAAGUUUUUCCCUCAUUUCCUACACAUUUAAAAAGGGAAAACUACUAACCUCAUAUCCUCUGACUGCCCAGGGAGCUCUUGGCGUCGAAGGUAUUGGCCCAGUAGCCGACCACACUACGGGAUCGGGCCACUACGCCUCCGUCAGCAGAGGACCGGACAUGGAUCAGGUCAACGACGAAAUUUCGGUCCUUCAGAGCCCCGAACUUCGAGACAGACAAGACGAUUGCUUCCUCUUCUGGUAUUUCCUGUGGGGCCAGUCCACGCACCUGUCCCUCAAAAUCAACGGCGAGGAGCAGUGGUCGCGCUCCGGCAGCCAAGGGAACAGGUGGCUCCCCGCUAAGGUGGUGUUGGACCACAGCGACGCCCAGUGGCUCCUUACCCUCGAAUCCAAACUGGGAGCCGACCAUGAGGAUGUCUACGUGGCCAUCGACGACUUUCUCUACUACGAUCUGUCCUGCGAGAAUGUUACGGUCGUGGGUUCGUCUGGGAGGCAGUGUGACCUGGAGGAGCCGGACCUGUGUGGCUGGAGUCAAGUGACCGGCGAUGACGAGACGGAUUGGCUAUGGGUGAAUGGAACAACGGGAGGAAUAGCGAUCGAUCACACGUACGGCACAGAAACCGGCCAUUUCCUGCAGCUGGCCUCAUCCCAAGACGGCGUGGUCGAGCACCAACGAGCGGCUAUAGAGAUCCAGCCGUUCCUUAUGGACAGGAUGGGAGAUUACUGCUUCCAGCUCUAUUACACUCGCUUUGGAGGAGCUUAUAUCGGAGACUUGAAUGUUAUGGUCGUCUUCGCAGGCCAAGUCUCGCCGUUCAUCGAACUCUCCGACCAGAUUGGCGUCACCGAGUGGACUCUCCUGCAGCAGACCUACACUAACCUCGUCCCCAACGCCACCGUGGGCUUCGUUAUCGAGGGGGAGGUGGGCGUGACCGACCCUGACUAUGGCGAGUCCGUGGUGGCUGUGGACGAUUUCUCUCUCACCAACAGCGCGUGUCCUAGACCUGGUUCAUGUGCCUUUGAAGACGCCAACCUCUGCUCGUGGCACGUCGAAGCUAACGAGGACCUGGCAUGGCAGCUCACGGACGGCCAAGAGAGCCACGACCAUGGCCCUCAGACUGACCACACGACGAACACCACGACAGGAGGCUACAUGAUCGUCGAGGAUUACGGGGAACAUUUGGGGAUGUCGACGGCCCUCGUGAGCGGACGAAUCCCCGUGGACGUGUACGGAUUUUGCUUCUCCUUCUACUUCUCCCUCAGUGGGGACCCCGACGCCAAGCUGCACGUGUCUGUUCGCACCGACCAGGGCAAGGAUCUCCUGUGGGCGCUGUCAGGGGACCAAGGGCAAAACUGGGUCAGCGGCCAGGUGGGAAUCCCCGGAUCCUCAGGAACCCGCGAGUUCGAGCUGGUUGUGGAGGGCGUCACGGGCUCCUUCGCCGAUGGCUGGAUCGCCGUCGACGACCUCAACACUCUGACUGGCGAGUGCGGGAUGCAGCCUCCGUUCGCCACUCCCACGGCCAUGCCUACCACCACGCCUUCGCCAGUCACCGUCAUCUUCGAAUGCGACUUCGAGAUCAACAAAUGCAACAUAGAGCAAGCCACAUCCGACGACUUCGACUGGGAAUACCAACACACGGAGGACGACUUCGAGUUGCCUCCGGGCGGAUACCUCUUGGUAGAUUCUGCAGGGAAGUCUCGAGGCAGUCGAGCGGUUGUCAUCACUCCGGCUGUGAGUUACGUGGGCUACCAGUGCGUCUCCUUCAGGUACCGAACUCUGGGGAGUGAACCCGGGGAGUUGAUGCUGUUCUACUCCUUCCCGGGGCAGCGGAGUGAGAGCAUCUGGCGCAGAACUCACACCACCGUCCCCGAAUGGCUCGAGGGACACGCCGAGAUCGACUCAGGCACGGAUUACACGCUGGAAUGGGAGGUGCAGGUGACGGGCGAAGAUUCGAUCAUCCUGCUGGACAACAUUCGCAUCACGGCAGGCAAUUGCCCCGUCCGAAGCCACUCCUGCGACUUCGAUUACGAGGGAACGAACGACAGAUACUGUGGUGGUUACGCAGAUAAAUCCCUGACCGACUUCCAGUUCUACCGGGAAUCGGCCGAGCACAGUAACUACAAGUACGCUAUCGAGGACCACACCUACCAGUCUAAAUACGGUUACUUCGUAGUAGCGGACUUCAGUGUAGCUUCAGAGGCGGGUCAGAAGGCGAAAAUGUACGGUCCCUCCUUCACCAGUAGCUCCCACUGCCUCACCUUCUGGUAUCAGUUCGAGACGCAAGACAUCACCCUGUUCCGAGCGAUGGCCAAUGAUACGGAGGAAAUCAUAUUCUCUGUUGUUGGUGGCACGGGCAUGGAGUGGAGGUUUGGCGCAGGUGAGGUCAUCGGUGUCAAGACAGGUCGCGUGAUGUUCGAGGCUUAUUCAGGGGAGACACGUUACGGCUACAUUGCUAUCGAUGACAUCCUCCUUGACGACUCCCUGAGCUGCCCUGUGAAAGGCAAAUGUGACUUCGAAGACGGCGUUUGCGGAUGGACUAACACGGGUAACCUCGAGUGGGUCUUCGGCAAGAUGGAGGGCGGGUUGGGGCCUCUCACGCCCACCCACCUCAUGUUCGUCACGCCAAGAGCAAGCAUGGAAGGGAAGAAGGCCAUACUCACCUCACCCAUUCUCGAACCGGAUGCCAACUGCGUCAAAUUCUGGUACAAGCGGGAGAAGGAAGCCCCGGCCUCGUUCGUGGCCACGGUCGCCCCGGGACCUGAGAGCCCCGGAGCCCACACCCCGACGGCCAUGUGGCAGCUGCCGAGCACCGCGGGCGAGGAGUGGGCGCAGGGGCAGUUCCCCAUCACGGCCGAAGAAGCCGACAGUCUUCAGGUGAAUAUGGUCGCCACCCGCUUAGCAGGCAGUUGGACAGAUGGCCACACCCAUGGCCUGGUGAGCAUGGAUGACCUCGAGGUGCUGAUCACGGCGGAGUGCCACCUUAUGCCACCUGAUGCUGUUCCUGUCACCACACCUGCCCCGCCGUCUACUGUUCGCCCAACAGUCUCCCCUGCUACCGCCUCGUGUGAUUUCGGAGAUCAAACUUUCUGCGAAUGGCGAUCUCAACCUGGAGACGUUACCUGGAGCCUCUUGGACGGCAUAGUCCACACACACUACUUGGGGCCACUUAGUGAUCACACCGCUAUCGAUGGGUAUUUCAUGACACUCACGCCCACUGUUGGAGACAUGAAGGGCGAAGCAACCCUCAUCAGUCCUGAACUCUCGGCCACGGAGGACUUGUGCAUGCGUUUCUGGUACCACAUGGACGGUACAGAUGUUGGUACUCUGAAGAUCAACCUGAAGACUGAAAUUGAUAAUAUCAACAUUUGGCAAAGGACGGGCUUCCAGACUUCGAACUGGACGGAAGCUUACCUCGGCAUCGCCUCGUCCUCGAUAUUCGUUAUCGAGAUCGUGGGCAUCCAAGGCAUCAACCCGCUCGCUAACAUCGCCCUCGACGACAUACUCUUCACGCCGUCUAUCUGCCCCGAGAACAGCGGAGGCCUAGGAACUGACACCAUGAAGUGCACAUUCGAACAAGGAGGUGAGUGCGGGAUGCAUGAUAACUCAGGCACAGGCUGGGUGCCCGAGAGAGCGACGCAGGCCGACCACACGACACGCACGGCCCAAGGCCACGUCUUCGAACUUCGCGGCGGCGGAGGGAAAGUCAAGACGAAGACGAUCAAAACACCGAUUCUGAAGAGCAACGCAGCUCAGUGCCUGACGUUCUUCUACCGGUCUGAGGGCAAGGAGGAGGCGACGCUGACGGUUUGGGUGGAAUCCAAUGGACACACAGUCAGCGAGAAGAACACCCUUGUGAAGAUGGCUCAGCCGACCUGGAGGGCGUCUUACAUCAACAUCUUCGAAUUCUUUGGCGAAAAUAUCAAGGUCGUAUUCGAAGGGAAAGUCGGCGACGACCACGAGACCGUGAUCCAACUGGACGACCUGCUCCUGGCCGACGGCAACUGCCCGAACAUCCAAGGAAACUGCGACUUCACGGACGAAACCACUUGCCUCUGGACCAACGAGGAGACCGGCCUGCAGUGGGUCGUGUCGGACGGCCAGACCUUCCACCGAUUCAACGGACCAGCGAGCGACGGGGAGAAGACGCACUACGCCCUGUUCGAGACGGGUCCGCACCACGCCAGCGGCUCCAUCGCUCGCCUUAGCAGCCCCGCCAUCGUGUCGGACGGAAUCACGCAGGAAGUUUGCUUCAAGUUCUCGUUUGCUGCCUCUUCCGAACACGCUGGAAAGUUAUCCGUGCUGAUAGCGGACGUAGGCGAUGUUGGUGAACAAGUGCUGUGGGAACUCUACAUGACCGGAGACUAUGCUGACUCUACGUGGCAUGAGGCUCGGGUUCUUGUGCGGAGUCCGCCAAAGAACUACAUGUUAGUGAUGCAAGCAGACUCAUGGGACGGACGGGAAGGUUACAUCGCUGUGAACAACUUUGUUACUGAUAUUCAGUAUUGUGCCCUGUCCCCCCCGGACGCCGCCCCCUCCCAGCUCCCUUCCUCCACCCAGCCCCCGGAGACGACCACCCCCGACCCGGUCCUCCCCCUCUCCCCCCUCAAGUGCGACUUCGAGGACGCCGAGAAGCCUCUGUGCGACUUCCUGCAGGACUCGGGCGAAUACGACGGCCUCUGGAACCGAGUGGAUGCCUCGUCUCCCCCCUCGCCCUUGCAUCCGGGCGUGGACCACACCUUGCACACAGGCGCUGGGCAUUACCUUGCAGCCGCGAUGCAGGAGGACAGCCCAUACAAUCAGUCAACAGCUAGACUGAAAACACCGAGAAUGGACAACAAUUUGGAGUACUGUCUCACCUUCUUCCUCCACCACAUAGGCGACCGCCCCCCGCCCUUGAUUGUGAACGUUGAGGCUUGGGACGGGCCGCAGCAAGUGGAAGUGCUUCGGCGAGAGUCUUCCCUGCACGACACCUGGGUCUUCGUCGAGAGGGAGAUCCAAGCGAAUAUUAUCGAAAGCAACAUCCGCAUCAGCAUCGAAGCCAAGCUGAGCAUCUACCAAGAUGGAGAUGCUUCGCUGGAUGACUUGAGGGUAUCGGUAGGCCGGUGCCCCGACCACGACAGCAUGUCCUGCUCCUUCCAGCAAGGGCUGUGCGGCUACGAGCAGGAGCAGGAGCUGGACGACCUGGACUGGCUCUGGCAUGACGGCAAAGGGGACGACGACACCUUCCUGCCCAACGAAAGCUACUGGCACUUCUUCUACGCGUACCUCAACACCUCCGCUCCGCAGGGAUCCACCGGCGUUAUGUACACCACCGAGCUCCGCCUCUCGUCGCCGCACUGCAUGGUCUUCAGCGCCCACAUCCACGCGGAGAAGGGCAAGUCGGCCGUGCUCGAAGUCUUUAACGUCGGAGAGGGCACCAUCGCUGACGGGCAGCUCCUGGACCGAUUCGAAGACUUAGGGCCAGACUGGGCCACUCUUCAGGUCGUGCUGCCCUCGUCCGAACGCCCCAUGCGCCUGGCCUUCCAAGGUAUCAUUCCCAACAACGAGAACUUCGAACACUCCACCUUGGCCAUCGACGACAUCUACAUCCGGGCUGGAGGCUGCGACCCUCCGGGCUACUGCACCUUCGACGGCUACCUGUGCACCUGGUUCAACAACGAGCACAUGGGGUCGCUCGUGUGGGAGUCCUCCGGGCCGGGGGAUCUCUCGCUCGAAACAAGGCCGUUUGCGGACUCCACGCAGAGGGACCACUCGGGAGGUUUCAUGUUUAUUGAAGCUGAUGAAGCCCUGUCAGGGGAAAGGGCCUGGCUCAUGAGUGACAGGCUAGCGGCCUCGGGUCCCCAUGAACGGUGCCUCAUUUUCUGGUAUCACAUGUACGGCGCCCAGGGUACCAGUCUUUCGGCCCACACUUACUGGGAGGAAUUCGGACAAGUGACAACACUGUGGGGGUUGAAGCCCUCGGAAGCCCGCUGGGAUUCGGGAUGGCAGUUUGCAGCAGCGCCUUUCAGUAAUUAUGUUCCGAUCCAGCUCGUCUUCGAGGCCGUGCUGGGCUCCGGCUUCAUGGGCGACGUGGCCAUCGACGACGUGCUCGUGGCCUCCGGCGGCUGCGCCCUCCAGCCUGCCGAAGCCACGUCUGGGGUCAACUACACGACCCCCGUCCUCCCGACCCUCGUACCCCCGUCCACCGGCUCCCCCGAUCUGAUGUACGACUGCUCUUUCGACGAGAACGACCUGUGCGCCUGGACGAGCGACGACAGCGAGGGCACAGGAAACCAGAUGCUGUGGCAGGUUGCCUCUGAUCCGUAUUCAGGUGGCUACGCCUUCUUAGACGUUGCCGGCGAGGACCUUGGCCGCGGCGCCCGGGGCACGUUGAUCUCCCCGGUCAUCUCGGGCACGGCGGGGUCUUGCCUCUCCUUCUCCUACAUCCUGGACGGCCUGCACGAACUCAACGUCUUGAUUAUGAAAGAGACGUUUCUCGAGGAAGUAUGGCACGUUGUAGGUCCCAUUGGCACUGUGUGGGAGGACGCGCAGGUAAACAUCGCAUCUGACUAUGUCUAUCAGAUCAUAUUCGAGGGCGUCAGAGCCUCGUCUCCUGAAGGCACCAUUGCAAUUGAUAACAUCACGCUCUCGUUUGACGCUUGCAAAAAGAAAGAUGAGCUCUGCGACUUCGAAGGCGGACACACCUGCGGAUGGCACCCAGCGACCUCCCUGGACUCAGGAACACCUCGCUGGGAGCUCGCAGACGGCCAGUACUCCCACGGGGACCACACCACCGGCGUCACCGAAGGCCACGUCCUCAAGGCUACCAAUACCUGGAGCAGCGACCAGAACACGGCGCUCUCCAACUCCUCCCUCUACGCCUCGCUGGGGAUAUCCUGCGUCAGCUUCUGGUACUACUCCCAACCAUCGACCUCAGCGGUAAUCGAGUUGUAUGCUGUUGGAGACAGCCUGGACGGUGGCCUGGUGCCUCCUGAGAACAUCUUCGGAAUGCCAGCGGGCAGAGUGAACGCAUGGCUUUUCGCCAGAGUUCCUGUGUCCUACAAUUUAUUCCGACUCCAGCUGAGUGCCACCUUCGCGUCCCCAGACAACACUUCUGCCAUAGUGGUCGACGACUUCAGAGUCCAACAAGGAACCUGUGGACUACCAGGCGAGUGUAAUUUCAACGACGGCGAUCUCUGUGGCUGGAUUCCCUCGCGGACGGAGAAGGGCUACUGGGAGGUGGUCGGGGGGAGCGACCAUACGUACGGCGACCUUGGAGGCGGAAUGCUGGCCCUGAAGGCGGAGAACCACGAACCCGGGGAUCUUGCCGUGAUUAGAAGUCCUCCGCUGGGACCCUACACUGCGACGUCCCUGUGCAUGCAGCUGUGGGUGUCCGUGGAGGAGGUCGAGGAGGGGACGCUACGUGUCUAUGUUGAGCCAAUAGGCGAAGAGAAAGUGCUUGUAUGGAGUCUGAGCAAUUCCGUCCAACCGGGAUGGCAGCUGGGGCGAGCGCCUCUUUACAACGUCACGACGGGCUUCUACCAAAUCGUGCUCGAAGGCGUCCUUGGGGUCAACCAGCUGGACGUCUUGAAGGUGGAUGACAUCAUGAUGUUCUACGGCCCCUGCGGUAUAUGGCCGAGGGAAGCGACGCCGGGAGCAGGAGGCACGACCACAACUACCUCCCGUCCCCCCAUUUCCACGACGACUCAGGAACCCCUUGGAGAAUAUGACUGUGACUUCGAGAACAUGUUCCAACCUUUCUGCAAGUGGCAAAUGUCAGAAGAGAAUGGCACGGUGCCUUGGAGGUGGCAGGUAGGCCCUCCACAGAGCUUGUCUCCAGGACCCUCCGUGGAUCACACCUACGGAACAGCAACCGGACACUACCUGUAUGUGGAGUCGAAGUGGGCCGACCCGGUGGCGUUCGCGCAGUUGUCUGUUGGUCCCCUGGAGAACCUACAGUGCUUGCAGUUCUGGUACUACAUGUUCGGCGAGCGGACACCACAGCUCGUAGCCACCACUAGCCUCAACGGGGACGUCUAUUCCCCCGAGUUCUUCAGGGAGGGAUCUCAGGGGGACGCUUGGCAUCCUGCUAAGAUGACUCUGCAUAUCAACAGUGGAAAUUUCUAUGCAACGAUCAUAGCCCAGUGGAACGAAUCAAGCCAAGGCAUCGUAGCGGUAGACGACUUGCGGGUUCACUCUGGCUAUUGCCCGUACGACCACACCGACCCUGCGAGCCUGCACGACUUCGAGAACAACGGCUCCGACUUCGAUGUGGUGGAUGGAGGCAUAGUGGACUGGGACACAAUGAACACCGGAGAACAAGUAGAUCACACGCUCGGGACGAUGAAAGGUUACAUGGCAAGAGUAGAACUUUCGAAAUACAACGUAGAUGAUAUCGGUCAGCUGAUCUCCCCCGUGUACAAGAACUAUGGGAAGACCUACAAGUGUCUACACUUCUAUUACUACCUGUCUGGAUUGUCGGGAGCAGCCCAGCUGAGUGCCUACGUCAGGAGUACAGAGGACGGCUCAGGAGUGUCUAUUGACAUGCACAAGACACUCAUCUUCCAGCAGAAAAUAAGCCAGGGAGAGAUGUGGGUCAAUGCAGAAGGACACAUUAGAAUGACCGGGAACUUCCAGGUCAUCUUCGAAGCCAAACUUUUGAGGGAAAGACCCCCAGCUGUCGUUAUGGGCAUCGACGACGUGUUUGCAACCACGGAAGACUGUAGAACAGCCUCUAUAUGCGACUUUGAACACGACAUGUGCACCUGGAUGAACGGCGAAGAAGACACUGCCGACUGGUUGCUUCAGAGUCCGGGCGAUGGCGACGCUGCCUACGGUCCGCCCGUCGACCACUCGACCAACGGGGCUGAGGGUCAUCUGCUGUUGAUGGCCGGGCCUCUGAUGUCACCCGAGGGAGGGAAGGCGCUGCUGUGGUCUACUGUGCUUCCGGCCACGGGCUCAAACGGAGGCUGUUUCCAGUUCUAUUACAAUGCGGCUUUCCUUCAGGAUAAAGGGGCCUUGACGGUGGUAGUUGCCCAGUCGUACCGAUGGCAGACUGUAUGGAAACUUCAACAAGGAACUGACACUUAUUGGCACUUCGCUCAGGUCACGGUCAAUCAGGACGUACCAUUCCAGAUUGUGGUCGUAGGAGAACUGAAUCAGGAGGCCAAAUCGUAUAUCAGCGUGGACGACAUCUUCUAUGAAAAGAAUUUCGCGUGCAAUGGCCAGCUGGUGCCAGAGACGGCUGACCCGAUUACGCAAGCCGUGAGCGACCUAACCUGCAAAUUCCAAGGCAAGUUCUGCAAAUGGACGCCGACGCCAGAGUUCCAAGAUGGAGAGACAGACCAGGUUCACGACAACCUUGGGAAAGGAAAAUACGCCUUCGUGACAGUCGACGAGGCAGCUGAGAAACCUUACCAUCCCUACCUCGAGUCCGUCCCCAUUGCCGCCAACUCGAAUGACAAUCAGACCUAUUGUCUGCAUUUCUGGUAUUAUAUGUUUGGCAUAGACAACCCUUGGCUGACAGUGGAGCACUAUAUCCUUAGAGACCACUGGGGUAACAAGACGGGCCCUGAAUUCAUCUGGGAGAGAACUGCUGGUUAUGUAGACAAAUGGCAGAAGGGUUAUGUGGACGUCAACACCACACAGGGAGAUGCAAUGCUUCGAUUGAAAGUGACAGUGGACAUGAAUGCGGAGGGCGUCGUAGCCAUCGACACCGUGGUUGCUGAACGCGGCCCGUGUUCAGAGACGCUGUCUGACUGCGACUUCGAGCUCGGGAUGUGCGGAUGGAAGGACGACGGCAGCUUCCCUCUUGAGUGGGUGAGGGUCCAGGCUAUGAAUGGGGCUCCUCUGAUCGCUUACGACCACACGACCAACACUGAAACAGGACACUACAUGUUCCCGCGCCUCAGGCCAAAUCGAGGACGAGAAGAUACAAUGACUGGGAUAUUAGUGUCUCCUACCCUUACACCUGGAGGGGGAAAACAGUGCCUUACUUUCUGGUAUAACAUUCAAGGCAUGGAAAAGAGUACGCUAAGCAUCUUGAGACGAGAGGGCCCCGACUACACCGUCUUGUGGAACCGGACCGACGAACAGGGCUACGAAUGGGUCCUUGGAAGAGCUGACGUGAAAAUUGGUGAAUCCUUCAUAGAGCUGGGCAUCAAGGCUGAAUAUAGCGAAGAAACAGGGGGUUACAUAGUAGUAGACGACGUGAGCCUCGACCCAGGACGCUGCCCGAGUAGCUCCAUCAGCUGCAACUUCGACGAGGGCCUCUGCGGCUGGACAAACAAACUCCUGAGGAACAACAUCUGGCUGGUUGGACGAGGCUAUACCGGAGACUCGAACGUGGUUUCGGGCCCCUUGCUCGACCACACGACUGAAGAUGGGCUGUACGCGUAUGUGGACUUCACGCCCUUCACCGUCCAGAAUGAAGCUUCCGUUCUCAUGAGUGAACAAAUGCCACCAACGCAACUGUCCUGCUUGAGCUUCUGGUACAUCAAAUAUGGCGAGAGUGGAAGAUCCGGUGUGUUCAUGGUGGAGAUGGCGAACAUCCACAGCCUCGAUGGGCAAGUGACAACUCUCCUGAAGUUAGAUAACAACGUUGACGAGAGGAAGUGGACUCGCGCCUUGAUAAAUGUGACCAACCCCGAAAACUACUUCCAAAUAACGCUGAACGCGAAGAAGGAAGUCCCUGACCAGUUCGUCGCCGUCGACGACCUGGACUUCACCCAGGGAGACUGCACGCAGGUCCCGACGGUUCCACCUCCUCCGGCUCAUUUUGUUAUGUGUGACUUCGAAGCCGAAGACCUGUGCGGGUUCGAGCAAAGCCAGGGCGACAGCUUCGACUGGGUCCGCGGCACGAGCGACGAUCACGACUCGCUGCCUCUUGACCACUCGACCAACAACGCUUCUGGCCACUACAUGUACGCCGACACGAGCGUCUGGGGGGCUGGGGCAUUCACAAGCCUCUUCUCUCCUCCCAUCUACGACUUACCCGAGGCCUGUGUAGCCUUCAUGUACUUCAGUACAAAGCUCGAUCAGCUUCAGGCGUGGCUACACACCGAGGCCAAUCCUGACCCGAUAAGCAUUGCCAACUUCUCUGCUCCGUUUAAUGGCUGGUCUGGCGCAAGGAUGACCGUCCUCGCAGAAGGUGGCUGGCAGGUGGAAUUCAGAGUCACUGUUGGAAAUGACAACGGCUUUGUUGGCAUCGAUGACGUCAUUCUGAGUCCCGAAGCCUGUCCCGAUCCUGUUUCCUGUGACUUCGAAGAUGGCAGUUGCUUGUGGCAGAACUUCGGGGGAAAUAGUUGGAUCACGGGUGAGUUAUGA